AUCUCAGACGUCAUCACUACAUGUGCAUCACUACACCAAACACCUGUACAUAGUUUCACCUGCAGGAAACAGCUGAAGAAACACCGAUGUUUUCCUUCAAUAUGGCGCUGUAACGUCCAUCCAGGAACGUGAAUUCUUGCCUGAAGUCUUCUGUUGUUCUCAGGGACUGAAUCAUGUCGGAUUCGGAGGACGAAAAUCCAGAUAAACAACUGAAGAUUGUGAUUAUGGGCGAUGGAGCAUCAGGAAAGACAUCGCUUGCUGUGAGAUAUUCCCAGGAGAACUUUGGGAAACAGUACAAACAGACAGUAGGACUGGACUUCUUCCUACGGAGAAUAGUUCUACCAGGGAACAUCCAUGUGGCACUGCAGCUGUGGGACAUCGGUGGACAAACCCUGGGAGGAGGCAUGCUGGAUAAGUACAUAUUUGGGGCACAUGGUAUCCUGCUUGUUUACGACAUCACCAACUACCAGAGUUUUGAUAACUUGGAGGACUGGUAUGAGAAGAUUCGAGAAGUAUGCAAGGACCAGCCCAAACUACCACACAUCGCACUGGUGGCCAACAAAAGUGACCUGGAGCACAUGAGAACUGUGAAGCAGGAGAAGCAUCAGAGGUUUGCCACAGAAAACGGCUUCACCUCCCAUUUUGUCUCUGCCAAAACUGGGGAUUCUGUGAACUUGUGUUUCCAGAAGAUUUCUGCUGAGAUCCUGGGGAUCAAAUUGACCAAACCUGAAGUUGAGCAGCAGACGAGAGUCGUCAAGGCAGACAUCGUCCAGUACAGUAACGCUGAGUCUGUGCCACGUGCAACGCCGCAGCAGAACAACCGCAGCUCGCUGUGUUCUGUACAGUAGGGACUACUUCAACCCCCUGACUUAUUUUCACACAUGGUUACAAAAGAGACAAUAUCCUGAGGAGAAAAUUAUCUAUGUUACUGAGUCCCCAGGAAUGUAUUUUAUUGUUCUGUACAGGAUUGUUGAUAAUGUGUAUACUCUGAGUACUGACAGGAGUGGGUGAUAGUAACCCUCUGCCCUAGUUAUGAUAAGCCUUGUCUCCACUAGUUCUUUUCAUUGAACAGUGUUUCUCAUGGGGAUGAAUGUGAAGACAACAAUUGUUAGGUGAACAUUUGAUUUCAACGUCAAGGUGCCAUCUAAGAAUAGUUGUUUGCCCAAGGGUUGAAUGUAUUGUACACUCUGUACUGUAUACAUGUUAAACUUCACCUUUACUUGUGAUCACUAUAGCAGUUUACAAGGAUGGUAGGUAUCUGUAAAAUCAUAUACUUUUAGUCAAAUCGUAAAUGUUUUGAUUGUGUAUAACAAAGUUUGUUGUACACAACCAAAGAUUUUAUUCCAAACUGAUGUUUGGGUGACUGUCUGUCACCUUCCUCAGGGCAAUACUGACUGGUUCUACUCUGCUACUGCAGUUUGAAAAAUGCAGUCCCAAACUUGACUGAGUUUAUGUCCCCCUCAUCAUGGUUCAUGACUGGAGCAGAUUUUCUGUCUCUAUAAUCCAACAAGUUGAUAUCAUGGUCUGUCACGAGCCUGCUAUCACUGCUCAUAGAAACUCAGCCGCUGUGAUUAUUUGGGACCACAUUCUUCACAUUGCAGGAACAACACCUAGCUGCAGUAUUGUCCUGUGAAAGGUGACAGACAGUCAACUCUCUGUGAUUGUUUUCCCAUCAUUUACCAACCUGAUGCAACUAUACACGGGUGUUAUGAUUGUGGCAAUAAUUCUAUAGGGCAAGGCAAUAAUUAAUAGAAUAUGGGGACCAUGUCUGUUUUACUCUUUUGUCAGAUGCUGGUUCAUGUAGUUUUAUAUGAAUACUUUUGAGUACUGAGACUUGGGGGGUCCUUAAAGAUGGUACCUAAGAUUGCCACGCGUGAUGACUAGCAUUGGGCCAGUUAAGGCUUGUUGUGAUUGCUAACUUUUGUGGCUGUCCACUGUGUGUAACUUAAGUUUGAAUAUCAUGUUCAUAACAUGACUUAAUGUGCUGGUUGCAAUUAAGUUUUAAAUAUUCAAAUGUAUAGAUUUGCUCUUAAACAAUUUUUGAAAGUGUUACAGAAGUAUCAAGGACUUUUUUUUAAUCCACAUCACACAGACAAAUGUUUGAUUCAUGGUCUAAUUCAUGGCAUUGAUGACAGUUUAUUGUUACAGAUAUGGACGUGAAAGAAUUUUUAAAAAGAUUAAUCAUGUCUGUACAUGUAUUUCAUUGGUUCAGAAAUGUAAGAAGAAAAUAAUUCAGGGGCCAGAUUUACCUUAAUGUUUCUGAUUAUCAUCCAUGAAAUGUAGUUUACCUGGAGGUAUUUUUAGCUAGUAGACAAGUUAAGCCCCCUUUUUCAGUUACUGUACUAGUAUGUACCCUAUUCUACUCUUUCAGCUUGUCCAGGAGAUGGUAGAUGACUUUAGAUUACCCAAAUUAAAAGUACCAGAAAUUAUGUUAUUUCCCCCAAUUUGUUCUGUGAAUGUGACUUGUAUUUUAGCUAGAUGGCAGGACUUUUGUGGUAGUUUUUGAAGUUAGAGUUCAUAGAAACUUUGCACUACAGAUUAUUGUGAACAUUACUGUGACACUCUCUCUACGUUUUCAAUCUGAUGAAAAAUGUUUCUCUUGAAUGUGUAUAAACAAAAGUUAUUUAAGAUAAAUUUGGAUCAUCUCCUUGGUAAAAUUGUAGACUUUGUCAGAGAAUGUUGUGUCUUUAGUCAUAGUAUUGAUAUCCUAUAUUGGUAACAUUACAUAUUGGUAACUGGGAUGUUGGUAAAAAGAGUAUAAUAGGAAUAGUGUUUUUGUGUCAGUUCAUAAUUAUUUACAUAAGUGUCAGCAAAAACUUUUUGUACAGUUCUUUAACAUGCUUGUGUAUAUUUGAUAGCAUAUCUUUAUGUUUAUGGUGUCAGAAAUACUAUUCCUGUCAAAUAUUAUCAUAGAUUGCCCUGACUUCUCAGUGUUUGUAUUUUGUUCCAGUAUGUGUUUUAGCUGUAUUUAGUAUGUGACUUUAGACCUUUUGUGAAGUUGUGUUCAGACCUGCCUAGCAGCACUUAUUGCUUGUUGAGGUUUCUUUGCAAUGUUUGAUUAAAAAAUGCAUAUUAAAUGUAACAUACAGUUGCAAAAUACACUGUGUUGUCACCUCAUACAUUACAAAGGAUGUCCAGUAUUCAUUGUUCAAAAUGAAAAUGGAACAGCAAAUCCAGGACACAACUUUCAAAUUGGCAUGACUUUACAGACAGUAUACAAUCAGGUGAGAGAAAAAACAAAAAGACAGAAUACAUGCAGCUGAUAAUAAUUUAUUUCCCACUCCCUCAUGUUAAUAGCCUACAUGGAAUCUUUUUAAGCACAGUUUGCAGACUAUUUUUGACAUUUAGGUAGGAUGUGCAAAAAAAAUCUAUACAUCAUUUGGUGCGCAAUUUCGUUGUCAUUACCAUUAUUUCUCUUGCUCUACUUUAGUUUAAUGAUUAUCCUGAGAAUACAUUUUACACACCAGAUUCAGCCCCAUUGUCUCCUUACUAUAAGGAAUUAUUUUACUGAUAACGUGUUGUCAGUAAAAAUACCUCCAUCCCAGAGGUGCUGCAAAAAGUUUUCUGGCAUCAGUUGCACAUCUAGAGAAUAAGCUACCGGUAGUUCAUGGUUACAGUGCAGUACAAGCAGUUCAUGGUUCGAAAUGCAGUAUGAUACACUGUGCGUAAUAUGUCAGAGUUGAAGGCCCAUGGUAAAAGAUAAUGAAUGACAUCAAGUUUGACAUAUUAUCACAACAUAUCACAUAGAAAACUCGCUUAUUCAACCAACUGUAGCUGGAAAGUUAAUUCUGCUCCAUGCUUAACUGCAGGGUUGAUAUACAUGGCUGGAUUCUCUGUUUGAAACAUUGUGUUGUUUCCAGCAAUCUCUGCAACAUGACAUUUUCUAAUCCCAUAUCUACUUAACAAAUAAAAGUGUCCAAGACAAACUGGCCUUCCAAUACAAAUGCAACUUUGCCUGGCACUAAAGCACAGAAGGCCAACACUUAAAACAUUGUGCAAUAAUCCAACACAUAAGAAUUUUCUGAUAAUUUUUCUCAUUCUUAUUAGAUUAAUACUAGUACAUUGCAUCCUUGACAUAUAUACAAUUGGGAAAAAUAAUAGAAGUGAAAGAACAUGUAUCCUUAUCUAACCUCCCAGGAAGCCCAAUUGAAGGGGAUUCUCAAUAAAACUGACAUGCCAGCUGUUAGAACUACAUGAACGGAUGAUGAAAUCAGUGAAAGUCUGAGUACAAAAACCUCCUGGACAAUCAUUGUAAUACAAAAUGUACUGUCUACUUACACAUAUAACUAUAUAUAUAUAUACUUGUUUAAUUCUUCCAGGUCACAUAUAUCCACCACCCUGAAAAAUGCAUGUUGACAGAUCUCCAAUGUUCCCCAGUACUAGAACAUUCUCCUGCAUUCCUAAACUGUGCACUAGAGAUCUCUGAAACAGACUGUCUUUCAAUGUGACAAAUAUGUAACCCAGUGGGUACACAGACCCUCCGAUUCACAAGGAAGAGAUUUAUGCAGAAAUCAAGCUGUUAUCCAAUAUGUUUUACAGUAGGACACAUUGUUACGGAUAUGGCAGAUUAGAAAGUCUCAUUUAUGAUGAUUUUUGGAGGUCUUACAUUGCUAUGACACAUCCAAUAUAAAGCCAUGUAACAUCGGUAUACGUUUGUACUUGACACUCUGUCCAUUUGUGUCCUGAAAUGCCUUACAUAUGGGUAUUAUCUACUUUUCUUGAACAAAAUGUGAGGUUCACAUAUGAACACAUAAAAUUAUUCAAAAAAAGUUCCUACAUUUUGCAAAGUUUUGCAAUCACUUUGGUAUCCUAUGUUUGAAGCUACUACCAAUAACUUGCUUGAUAUGCAACAAAUUAUUUGCACACAAUAAAAAAGUACAAUAGAUAUCAAUCAUGUAAUACAUGUACACAAAUUAAAGAAGAACCAUAAGUUGAUUAUGAUCAUUUCCACUUAUCAUAACUCACCCUCCCCAGCUUUUGGUGUGGAAUGUUCCAACACGUUAUAUUAUAAUGAUAACAAGGUGCUGACUUUUCCACAUUUUGGGUGCUCUUUUUAUAGUAUGUUAGUUUUCAGCUGUACUAUAGUCUAGGACACCUCUGCUUCCAACAUGUUUGUAGGUUUCAAAAUAAAGGUUAAAUUACAAGGUAAGAUGUGUACAUUGUAAGAACCAUAAAUUGCAACUAAAUUUGUAAACUUUAUAAUACAAAUCAUCUGGGUGUGUGGUUCAGAGUUUGUUUUUAAUUAUUUUUGUACACAAAAUCAUAGGAGGGAAUUGUCUUGGUUAUUUUGGUAACUAUUUCUGGGCCAACAAACAAAAAGGAAAUGGUUGUCAGUCAAGAAAUCUAGACAGCGAUGUGCAACUCUUCUAAUAUAUAGAAAAGAGUGUAACUGUUACUGUUACAAGUACAGUAACAAUCUUUGUAUUAUCUAUUCAUAUCAUUGCAGUUGUAUUAUGGUGGUAUCAUUAAUUUGUGUGUACAUUACAUGUACGAGGUAUAUCAUCUCAUUGUUGGAUAUAUUUUAAUUUUUAAGAUAUUUCAUCCUUUGUUGUUAUCUUUCUUAAUCUAAAAUUCUAAAACCUACAUUUCUACAGAGCUUGACAGACACUAAAACUUUGAGGGCGAGAACUUGUAGUUUGGUACUACAGACCUAGCCUUGAUGCCAACCAUUUUAGCUUUGUUAUGGUCUCUUGGUCUCCUACUACAAAGACUGGACCCGCACAUAUUCUAUAUCCAUCUGUAUAUGAUUAUGCUGUUUUUAGAUGAAAUUUAUUGUCUUGUUUGUGAUUAGUAGCGACUAAUUCUAUUCAAUAUACCUGUGCCCCACAUGUAUGUUAUAAUUCCAAUAAAUCAAAUCUAAUCAAAUCAAAUCAAACCUGUCAUUUGAAGUGGUGCUUUGAUUGGCCAAACAUGAGCAGGGGUACUAGUAUGUAGUCAUCCAAUCAGCAGAGGACCAGCCCAGUGUGCAACAGCUCUUAACGUGACGUCAUCACCAGAGGGAUAGAAUAUGUGCAGGUCAAGUCUUUUUGGCAGGGAAACAACUGAGAAAGUGUAUAAAAGCUAAA
Molecule: messenger RNA, 6065 nt
Organism: Branchiostoma belcheri (Belcher's lancelet)
Lineage: Eukaryota; Metazoa; Chordata; Leptocardii; Amphioxiformes; Branchiostomatidae
Product: ras-related protein Rab-28-like
Exons: 6
Coding region: 174-848 (224 amino acids)
Cellular component (GO): Golgi apparatus; endosome
Molecular function (GO): GTP binding; GTPase activity
Source: RefSeq, a predicted model, not a curated record